Procambarus clarkii (red swamp crayfish) is the source of this 1994-nucleotide messenger RNA. Lineage: Eukaryota; Metazoa; Arthropoda; Malacostraca; Decapoda; Cambaridae. The record is from RefSeq and is a predicted model, not a curated record.
GGAAUGAGUGUGGAAGUCGAGGGUUGAGCGCAAGUGGAGGCUGAACGUCAACAAAGUCGAGGCGGGUGAGCUGUCUUCUCCCUCCACCAUAUAUCUUGGCCACCAUGACCAAGGACGCCACCAAGACGGAGAAGAAGGAGGCCAAGAAGGAGGAAGACAAGAAAGAUGGCGAUAUUAAAGAGGAGUUGUCUGAAGAGGACAAACAGCUGCAAGAGGAGUUGAACAUGUUGGUGGAAAGGCUGCAGGAGUCUAAUGCUGAAUUGUACAAGCCAGCGCUUGAACAAAUCCGGUCUCUCAUUCGUUCUUCUACUACCUCUAUGACAAGUGUACCUAAACCACUCAAGUUUAUGAGACUGCACUACCAGACUAUGAAGGACAUAUAUGACAAAAUAAAGGAAAGCAAGUUGAAGAAGUUUACUGCAGAUAUUGUAUCGGUAUUGGCCAUGACCAUGUCCGAGGAACGCGAGUGUCUUAAGUACCGUCUUCUGGGCCAGCGUGGUGACGUAGGUGACUGGGGUCACGAGUAUGUCAGGCAUCUGGCAGGUGACAUUGCCCAAGAAUGGGAAACCCUCGGAGAAGAUGAUGAUGCUCGACGGGCUGAACUAAUUAGCGAAGCCCACGUUAUUGUCCCUUACCACAUGCAACAUAAUGCUGAGGCAGAAGCUUGUGAUCUUCUUAUGGAAAUGGAACAGUUAGAUCUUCUCACUUCUCAGGAUUAUGUAGAUAAGGAUGCAUAUCAUCGUGUUUGCCUGUAUUUGACAAGUUGUGUGCCAUAUGUACCAGACCCAGAGAACACCAACCUGCUCCAGACAAGUUUGCAACUUUACCGUAAAUUUGGUCAGUAUCCGCAAGCUAUGAGGCUUGCUCUGCAGCUCCAUGAUCUGGAUCUCAUCAAGCAGCUCUUUGAUGAAUGCCCAGAUAAGUUGGUAAGGAUGCAAGUAGCAUUCAUGCUGGGAAGGCAGCAAGUGUUCUUGGAACUUCCUGAAGAGAUGGAUGAUUAUGAAGACUUCACAGAAAUUCUUUCGAACUCUCAUCUUAAUACCCACUUUCUGUCUCUCGGUCGUGAGUUGGAUAUCAUGGAUCCCAAGACCCCAGAGGAUAUAUACAAGUCCCACUUGGAGAACAAUCGUCCUACCUUCGGGCCGGGACAAGUAGAUUCAGCUCGACAAAAUCUUGCUUCAUCUUUCGUGAAUGGAUUUGUGAAUGCUGCCUUUGGAACAGACAAACUACUGACUGAAGAUGGAAAUAAAUGGCUGUAUAAAAAUAAGGAACAUGAUUAGCGGCUAUGUUACGUCAACUCGCUCAAUACCACGCUAAAGAUCCUAACAACCUAUUCAUGGUGCGUCUGGCUCAGGGACUAACUCACCUUGGCAAGGGCACUAUGACACUCUCCCCCUACCACAGUAACCGCCAGCUCAUGUCACCAGUUGCUGUGGCAGGACUGCUGGCAACCUGUGUGGCAUUCCUUGAUGCUAAAACCUUGAUUCUGGGGAAGAGUCACUACCUCCUGUACAGCCUCACCACGGCCAUCCAGCCCCGGAUGCUGGUUACCUUUGAUGAGCUACUCAACCCUCUACCUGUGUCUGUCAGAGUUGGCCAGGCUGUUGACGUGGUUGGUCAGGCAGGGAAGCCCAAGACCAUCACAGGGUUCCAGACACACACAACUCCCGUUCUGUUGUCGCACGGAGAACGUGCCGAACUUGCUACCGAUGAAUAUAUUCCUCUGACAUCAAUCAUGGAAGGUUUUGUCAUUCUCAAGAAAAAUCCCGAUAUUGACACUUAAGAAGGAUGGGGUAGGGUAGAGGUGUAUUCUUUAUUAUUAUUAUUAUGCAAGUACAUUAUUUUAUCAUCAAAUCAUCAUUGUGACAGGUAUUAGUUUAUCCUCCAAAAAUGUUUUAUGGAGGAACAAGAACAGAAUUUUGAAAUUGAACUUCAUACAUUUUAUGUAACUGUGCACUUGUCAUUAUUUGUAUUUAAUAAACAAAAGCUGUAAA